AUGGAGUCGAUAUCUAGGAUAUCCACGUUGCUGGAGAGUGCUCGAGAACUCACCCUCGAUGCGGCUCAAUCAGCCCGUAGCUCUCGCACCUCCGUGAGAACCUUACCGCCAGCACAGAUUAAGAAGUUGCUUGAUAGUCGAAAUGAUCGAGAGGUGCUGGACGGAUUGAGGAAGGUCAUCUCUAUGAUGUACCGGUCGCAACCAUGCCUUACCUUCUUCUCGUCCAUUGUUAAGAAUGUUGCCUCUCCUAACAUCGAAAUCAAGAAGCUAGUCUACAUCUACCUCCUCUUCCAUGCCGAACAAGAACCAGACCUAGCCCUCCUCUCCAUCAAUACCAUACAAAAGUCGCUCUCAGAUGGCAAUCCACAGGUACGAGCCUUGGCGCUCAAAACCAUGUCAGGGAUUCGCGUCCCGGCCAUCAGCCAAAUUGUGUCUUUGGCUAUCAAGAGAGGCCUGGGGGAUAUGAGUCCAUAUGUCAGGAAGGCUGCUGCGUCGGCAAUACCUAAAUGUUAUAGGCUGGAUCCGAACACACUCCCACAGCUCCUGGAAUAUCUAUCGACUUUGCUAGGCGACCGACAGUACUAUGUAGCAGGGGCAGCAGUCAAAGCCUUCAUGGAGAUUUGUCCAGACCGAAUCGACCUCGUUCAUAAACAUUACCGGAGCUUAGUCAAGAAGCUGGUGGAUAUGGAUGAAUGGAGUCAGCUGGCAACUUUGAGGUUGAUGACCAUAUAUUCAAGAAAGUGUUUCCCAAAAAGGACACGGAGAGUGAAAAAGAGCAAUGGUAACCAAGGAUUCUACGGUGAGGAGGAGGAAGCUGAGGAAGAAGAUACUGGCGAAGUGGUUCAGGUGCUCGACCCCGAUCUCGAGCUGCUUCUGAGGAGUAUCAAGCCUCUACUGCAAAGUCGAAAUUCAGCUGUCGUGGUAGCCGUUGUUCGAUGCUACAUCAACCUGGGCACCCCGGAGUACAUCAAUGCUUCGGUCGGCCCUUUAAUAGCAUUAUUACGAGGACCACAAGAUAUCCAGCAUAUUGCAUUAUACAAUAUUGUCUCGGUAUGUCUCAUGCGGCCGGAGGCUUUCGUCAAAUAUGCGUCACAUUUUCUGGUUCAUUCUACGGAUCCCCCACAAAUUUGGGAACUAAAGCUCGAGCUACUUACACUAAUAUUCCCCCAUUGCGAUCUUUACAUGAAGAGUCUCAUCCUCAACGAGCUCGAGCACUUCUCCCGCGGUUCCGACAAAGAGCUUGUCCGGGAAGCAGUCAGAGCUAUUGGCAGAUGUGCUCAGAGCGAUUCCAGAACAUCUGGACGAUGUUUGCGCCUACUCUUGAAGCAAAUCACGAGUCUGGAUGGAAACUUGGUAGCAGAGUCCUUGACUGUCAUCAGACAUCUGAUACAACAGGAUCCAGGAUCCCAUACAAAUACCGUCAUCCGUCUAGCAAAGAAUCUAGACACUGCGACGAAUCCUCGAGCACGAGCAACAAUUAUCUGGCUCGUUGGGGAGUUCGCCGGUGUUAAUGGAGAGGAUAAUGUUGCUGCGGAUGUGCUACGUAUCCUUGCCAAAGGCUUUGCGGAUGAAGCAGAACCAGCGAAGUUGCAAAUUGUCCUCUUGGCCGCGAAGGUCUACCUCCAUCACCUAAACCGUUCAGACGUUGGGGCGGACAAUGCAACAGCAGCUCCUGUUCAAGAAUCAUCACACAAUUACUUACCUGAAGAAAACGAAGGUUUCGCCGAGCUCGGUUCACCUCAGCAUUCAACCUACUCACCACCAGAACCCGAGCCCGAACACCCAAUCGUCGCCUUAUGGAAUUACAUCCUCAUGCUUGCACGCUACGACACUUCCUAUGACCUUCGCGACCGCACACGACUUUACAAAGCGCUUUUGGCCAUCCCGUCUUCCACCCAACUGGCAAGCCUCAUGCUCCUCGCCCCAAAACCUGUUCCACACACACCCAGCCCAUCCGAAAGCCGGACGGGUUUCACACUCGGAUCUGCAAGUUUAGUGGUGGGCGAAGAUGGUGGUUUGCACGGAUUGCGAGGAUAUGAAGCGCUGCCGGAUUGGGUGGAAGCUGGCAAAGAGCCUGAUCCCUCCUUGAGAGAUACCGAUGUAAAGAUGGAGUAUGAUGCCCAGCGGCUUAUGCCGGCAGGUGAAAAACUUGACAGUGCAAUUAGGGAAAGCAAGAUGGUUGCAGGUUCGCCAUCGAAAACUAAUGGCUUUGGUGCUCCAGGGAGCAAGAAGACGCUCGAUGAUUGGCUUGCGGAGGAAGAGGCAGAAGAAGCAGAUAGCGAUGAGCAAGAAAGUGACGAGGACGCAGAAGAAACCGAAGAGGAAUCCAGCGAGGAGGAAUCAGAGGAAGAAGAUGAGGAGAGCGACGACGAUGAUGAACACGACAGACUAGUCAAGUGA
Molecule: messenger RNA, 2400 nt
Organism: Amorphotheca resinae ATCC 22711
Lineage: Eukaryota; Fungi; Ascomycota; Leotiomycetes; Helotiales; Amorphothecaceae
Exons: 3
Coding region: 1-2400 (799 amino acids)
Biological process (GO): vesicle-mediated transport; intracellular protein transport
Cellular component (GO): AP-3 adaptor complex; membrane coat
Source: RefSeq, a predicted model, not a curated record